UCCCCCUCUCAUCAGCAAGAUCGAUGUUCUCGUUUAGGAAAGCGAUAAUUGACACUUCUUCGACGAAACGGAAGAUUUUAGGAACUGUAUACGACUGGUGUAGAACAGUAUCGUGAUAAGAGCCUAAGAGGUGUGUGAUAUGACGGACUAUUCGAAUAUUACCUGGACAAAUGGAACGGAAACGAUGGUCGAAUUGUCUCUCACCCCUCCGAAACUGUCAGCUAUUCAAGGAAAUAUUAUUGCCAUUUACCUUACGGCUGUCGGAAUCUUAUCUCUGAUUGGAAAUGGAAUUACCAUUGUGGUCAUCUGUCGAUUCCAGAAACUUCGAACAACGGCCAACAUUUUCAUCGCAAAUUUGGCGGCGGCGGAUUUAGCCAUUACAGUCUUUACUUUCCCUUUCUCUAUAAUUUCUCAUUUCUAUAAUGGAUGGCCUUUCGGUGCUGACAUUUGUCGCUGGUAUGGUUUUAACAGUAUGCUGUUUGGAUUUGGCAGCAUAGCGUUUCUGGCCGCAAUAAGCAGCGACCGUUACAUUGUCACCUGUAAACACGAACUAUAUUGCAGAUUUAGCAAGCGGCAUUACUUCAUUGUCAGCAUAUUAUUAUGGACAAAUUCCAUGAUUUGGGCUGCAGCUCCAUUCAUGGGAUGGGGAUGUUAUGAUCUUGACGACACCGGUGUGCUUUGUACGAUAUCCUGGACGUGUCAUGGAAGAGCAGCGUUUGUUUCCUUCGUUUACGCAGUGGCUGUCGUCUGCUUCAUCUUCCCGUGUUGUGUCAUCAUGGUGAGCUACCGGAAAACAUAUCAAUUCAUCAAAGCCGUUGGCGGCGGUGGUUCCCAGGAAAACAUCGAAUGGACACAUCAAAAACAGAUUACAAAGAUGUGUGUUGUUGCGGUAAUACUUUUCCUCGUUGCAUGGACUCCAUUUACUGUUUACUUUCUCGUUAUAUCGAUAAAAGAAGUGGGUACACUUCCUGCCUUAUUCCAUGUCAUUCCAGCUGUUUUCGCAAAAUCCUCCACAUGCUACAAUCCGGUAGUGUACGCCAUUAUUAACAAGAGAUUCAGAAUCGCCAUCCAAAAGACGCUUUUAUGUGAAAAGAACGUGAAUGACUUGGACUGUAUUCCAAUGCGCAGAAUAUCACAACGCUGAGGCGUAUGCAUCGGACCAUCAAGUAAUGCAACGUCUGCCGAUGUUUUGACUGUGCAUCGCAACUGAUAAUCAAGAGAGACAUUUUUUUUUUAUUUUUUAUCCACCAUGCAUUUUAAGGCAUGUUAUACGAUGCCUUCAAUUUCUAUAUAUUACACGUACAUAUUUAAUCGUUGCUUUGUGAUGACCUUGACCUUAAACUUGAUGACAAAGGCAACGAACAAUGAUAAAGCCUAUAAACUGUAACGGGGAUUGGGUGGGUCGGCCCGGUAGCUCAGUGGUUAGAGCACCCGCAUGGUUGGCGGGAGGUCCCGAGUUCGAGUCCCAGUCCUGCCGACAUUUUUCCCCGCUCGUAACAUUUGACGCCCCACGUUGGGCGCCAAUAUGACUGAUUAGCUAGGGGGUGUCCACACUAUGGCUCGAAGCUACAACCCUCAGAUUUAAAAUCCAACGCUCUACCGACUGCGCUAAAGGGUUGUCCCACUAGCUUGUGCUAGUUGGAGCGUGGCCUCGCUAUUUACAACACAUAGCCACUUUUAACUUUAUUUCAAAACAAUACGAAUCUGUGAACAGGGCAGAAAACAUGGACCCCCUGAAAAUUCCAAAGAUGAGACCAUGUGAUUUGGACGAGCAAACAACCCCUGUUGACUAGUGUCAUCAUCUGCGAAUCAUUAACGUUUACGCAUUGACAAUACUGUAAAUAACUUUUUAUUCGCGAUAACUUUAUUUUGGUGUUAUUAUGCGAGACAAUGUGCUCGCGAAAAAAUCAUUCUCGUCCAUAUUAGUAUUGCUAAAGAUUACAUAUGUACAUGUACAUAGAGCAUUAAGCACGAUUCGAGAAAAUUUUGUUUCUCUAAUAAAGAACAAAUGUCCAUCUUGCGAAAAUUAGGUGCCGCGAAAAAUGAGUGAUUUACAGUAUUGUGGGUUUUUUAAUGUUCUUCUAAUGAUACUGAUGUUGCUGCAUACCCAGCAUAAAAUAAUCAAAAGAAACAAAAAAUGGAUACCC
This is a messenger RNA of Saccostrea cuccullata (small rock oyster), 2147 nucleotides long. Its product is annotated as visual pigment-like receptor peropsin. Gene Ontology annotation, biological process: phototransduction; G protein-coupled receptor signaling pathway; cellular response to light stimulus. Lineage: Eukaryota; Metazoa; Mollusca; Bivalvia; Ostreida; Ostreidae. Gene Ontology annotation, cellular component: photoreceptor outer segment; plasma membrane. Gene Ontology annotation, molecular function: G protein-coupled photoreceptor activity. The transcript is spliced from 6 exons. Bases 140 to 1144 code for a protein of 334 amino acids. The record is from RefSeq and is a predicted model, not a curated record.